AUGCCUAUUCAUUCUCAUCAUUUCCUCCUCCGCCGCCACCAAGCAUCGGCAACGCCGCCAUGCCGCCACCUCGUUUUGUAUUUCCACGACGUACUCUUCAACGGUCACAAUUACCAAAAUGCCACGUCAACAAUCAUGGGUUCCCCACAAUGGGGCAACAGGACAGCCUUGGCGGUGCCCGCCAACUUCGGGGACGUAGUCGUGUUCGACGACUCCAUAACCCUAGACAACAACUUCCACUCGCUACCGGUCGGUCGAGCCCAGGGGACGUACAUUUACGACACAAAGUACCCGUACAAUGCGUGGCUCGGGUUCUCGUUUGUGUUCAACUUGAGCGAGUACUUCGGGACGCUGAACUUUGCCGGGGCUGACACGAUGAUGAAUAAGAUGAGGGACAUUUCGGUAAUUGGAGGGACCGGGGAUUUCUUAUGGCCCGUGGGGUCGCGACACUGUCUACCGAUGCUUUCGAGGGCGAUGUGUACUUCAGGCUUUGUGUUGAUAUUAAGUUGUAUGAGUGUUAGUAAAUUUGGAGCGGGUUAA
This is a messenger RNA of Striga hermonthica, 540 nucleotides long. The record is from the annotation of a GenBank genome assembly. NCBI's taxonomy places the organism in Eukaryota, Viridiplantae, Streptophyta, Magnoliopsida, Lamiales, Orobanchaceae.